UCCAUGACUCUCCACUGUGAAAAUAAUUUAAUUGUGAACAAAAUGCUCCAGCAGGGGUCGCUACAGCAAACAGUCCAAUCCGGCCCAAGACUGGAUUCCAAAAUAAAUAUCAAUAAAUAGAAUAACGUUUGACAAAAAUGCAAUUUUGAUUUUUUUUUUUUUUGAGCGUCCCGACAAAUAGUCUCUGGCCUACAGUAUAGUCUGUGGCCUAUAGUCUGUGGCCUAUAGUCUGUGGCCUAUAGUCUGUGUGUAUACACGCCUCAUUGUUUAGUCUGUUCUAAUUUUCAAGUCCCCAUUAAUCUAGGACCCUGUCUCCCCAAGUUUGUCUAUGUUGCGCCAUCUAGUGGAAACAUGGGUAAUGCCAAAAGCAGCCAAUAUGAAUGUAGUCUAAAUGGGUCUUAACUAAAAUUUGAACAGUGAUUGACAGCUGCAGCCCUUAGUUUCCCACGUCGCCCAACUCUUCUUCUCUUGAACCAGAUCUUUACACCUGCAGCUGUGUUGGACUUUUGUUCAUUUUAACCCGAGUUUGUUCUUGCAGCAUCUGGUCCGUCUCUCUCUAGAGGCAAGCUGGAUUCCACCUCUGACAUCAUUGCCAGGUGACCCUCUUCCCAUGGUGACCUCAUUCCUUAAGGGUCACCAUGGGAGACCAAGCUUACCCAGAAAGCCAUGCUCAAGAGCUGUUUGAUGAGUUUGUGUCAGCGUCGACCUGCAGGGCGGCGUUGUGGACCUUCCGUCAGCUCUGUGAAGACUUGCAGGUCGACCCAGGUGUCAGUGAGAGGCCUCUGUACCGAGCCAUCAGAGAGCACCUCAACUACUGGAGGGCUAAUGCGCUGUGGGCCAAACUGGACAGAAGGGCGGCGCAGAGGGAGUACGAGAAGGGCCGAGUCUGCAGCGGCACCACUUGUGUGGUCAUUGGGGCCGGACCUUGUGGCCUGCGGACAGCGGUUGAGCUGAGCUUCAUGGGAGCCCGGGUGGUGCUGGUGGAGAAGAGAGACUCAUUCUCGCGGAACAACGUGCUACACCUGUGGCCCUUCACCAUCCAUGACCUGCGGGGCCUUGGUGCCAAAAAGUUCUGUGGAAAGUUCUGCGCCGGUGCCAUCGACCACAUCAGCAUCCGUCAGCUGCAGCUCAUCCUGCGGAAGGGCGCCUUCCUGCUCGGUCGGGAGGGUCAUGUUCAUGUCAACGUGGAGUUCCAAAGUCUGCUGGAGCCACCGCAGAGCCAGAACAAACAACGUGUGGGCUGGAGGAUGAAGGUGAGUCCAACAUCUCACCCUGUCAAUCAGCUAGAAUUUGACGUCAUCAUCGGUGCAGAUGGACGCAGGAACACCCUGCCCGGUUUCAGGCGUAAAGAGUUCCGCGGGAAACUCGCCAUCGCCAUCACGGCCAACUUUAAGAAUAGAAACUCCACGGCUGAAGCCAAGGUGGAGGAGAUCUCUGGUGUGGCCUUCAUCUUCAACCAGAGGUUCUUCCAGGAGCUGCGACAGGAGACAGGCAUCGACCUGGAGAACAUCGUCUACUACAAAGACGAUACGCACUACUUUGUCAUGACUGCCAAGAAACAGAGUCUGUUGGACAAAGGUGUCAUUUUGGAGGACUUUGCAGAUACACAGCAACUUCUCUCCGGAAACAACGUGAACCUGGAUGCGCUGCAGGCGUACGCCCGUGAGGCUGCUGACUUUUCCACCAAUCACCAGCUGCCAUCUCUGGACUUUGCCAUCAACCACUACGGUCAGCCCGACGUUGCCAUGUUUGACUUCUCGUCUAUGUACGCUUCAGAGAAUGCCGCCAUGGUCCGCCAACGCCACGGUCGCCAGCUGCUGGUCAUGCUGGUGGGAGACAGUCUGCUGGAGCCUUUCUGGCCGAUGGGCACCGGCGUAGCUCGUGGUUUUCUGGCCGCUCUGGAUUCGUCCUGGAUGAUAAGGAGUUGGUCUCAGGGCAGAGAUCCCCUGGAUGUCUUGGCUGAGAGAGAGAGUCUGUACCGUCUCCUCCACCAAACAACUCCAGAGAACAUGCAAAAGAACAUCACUUCGUUUUCACUGGAUCCAACCACUCGAUACGUGAACGUCCACCCACUGUCCAUUACACCAGCGCAGGUGAGACACCUAGUGGACACUGGGAGCGAGGAAAGGUCAAACACACACUGGCUGUCUUCACCUGGACUCAGAGAAGGACCGACAACGCGAACCAACGAGCUGCUGGAGUGGUGUCAGGACCAGACUCGAGGAUAUCGUGGCGUUGCCGUGAACAACUUGACCAGUUCGUGGAAGGACGGACUGGCUCUGUGUGCCUUGAUCCACCGCUUCAGACCGGACCUGAUAGAUUUCAAUUCUCUAACGGAGUCGUCGGCCGGAGAAAACAUUUCAUUUGCCUUCGAAGUUGCCAAUCGAGAGUUGGGGAUCCCUCCUCUGAUGACGGUGGACGAGAUGCUGCGGGUUCGACAACCGGACUCUCUGUCUAUGGUCAUGUACCUGAGUCAGUUCUACCAGCUGCUCAAGGAUGCAACGCCCCUUGCUGGUGCCACGAGUCACAGCUCUGAUCUCAGGUCAGGUGACUUCAGGUCAGCUGUAAUUACCCCGGCUGGUCUCCUCAACAGACUGGGACACAGUUUUUCCAGGAAAAGGAAUCCAAAGGAGCUCAGAGAUGCUGUGGAGAAGAGGAGGAAGAUCAGCGUAGCAGCAGGAGACCAGCAGGAGACAGGUGAUGAAGCCCUGGUGGGCGGGGCCAGUGUUCGUCUUCUAGCCAGUCAGCUGCAGGCGAAGCUGAAGGACAGCUCAUCGUCUUCAGUGGUCGUCAGUCAUCAGCAGAGGGAGGAGUUGUCUGGAACUGGUACUUCUGGGUCUGUGGAGGUGGACGUAUCACCUGCCGCUGCCAAGCCUCCUCCUUGGAGACCAAGAAAGCGAACACUUCAACAGGAGCAGAUGAGUUGUCGGUUCAAAGAGAAGCUCAGGUCUCAGAGCAGGGGUGAACAGUGUCCUGCAGGAAGCAGCAGUGUCUGCGUCUUCUGUAAGGACAGAGUUUACGUGAUGGAGCGUCUCAGUGCUGAAGGGCUCUUCUUUCACCGCAGCUGUUUCCAGUGCAACUUCUGUGGCGACACACUCAAACUGACAGGGUACACCUUCGACCAGCAGCACGGAACCUUUUACUGUGUUCAUCACUACGACCGACGUCUGAGCGUCCCCACGGCGAGGAAGAGGAGGGCGUCGUCUGAUAGGCCUGCCUCACGUCGAACAUCUACGGUGUCUCUCUGCUCCGCCCACCCCUCGGCCUCCGCUGACUCAGCAGAUCCUCGUCGCUCCUCAGUGGUGUCUGUGAUGGCGGCGAUGCAGGAGCGUAUCGAGCUGGAGAACUUCAGGCGAGGCUCGACCAGGGAGGAGGUGAAGGAGCUGCAGGAGGAACCGGAGGAGGAGCCACAGGAGAUCUCGGAGGAGGUGCUGAACCAGUUCAACCUAGGUUUGGAGCAGAGGGAUCGGUGUCGGUCCAGGUCCAGAUCCAGGUCCAGUUCAGAGUCUGAAAACGAAGAGAAGGAGGAUGAGAGAGACAGAGGAGAUGAAGAUGGCAUGAUGUCAGAGGAGGCCAAAUCUGUAUGGAAGGAAAGUCUGCAACGCAACCUCCACAAGGGAGAUGAGAGGGAACCAGAAGAAGAGAAUGAUGAUGAAGAAGAUGAAGAAGAAGAAGAUGAUGAAGAUGAAGAAGAGCAAGAACAAGAAGGAGGAGGCAGUGAGCUGCAGUCCAGUGAUGAGGGUGAGUACAGCCCGUGGCAGAUGGAGCGUCACUCAGGGCUGUGGCUCCUGUCAGAGAUGGACUCAGAGGAGGAGUUUCCCCGUCCAGUCUCCCUAUCGGCAGGAAGUGACAUCAGAACGCCCUCGGAGACUGGCUCCACCCCCAGUUUGUCCUCGCGCAUCAGUCCUCAUGAAGCUUCAUCUUUGACUCCGACUCUGGGCACUACACCUUCUACGGCUUCCUACGUCACAACUUCAUCUGACUCUGCCCACUCUGACCUUAGAGACUUGGCUCCUCCCACAACGCUCAGGACUGACGUUGUCAUGGAGACAGUGGCUCAAAGACAUGAGCAUCAACAAGAGGGGCGGAGCUAUUUCCAGAACAUCAGCCCAGAACUUCCUUCAAAGAAGCUGUUACCCCCAAAGGAUGGAUCAAAGGAGGGGGCAGGGGCGGGUCAUUCAAAGAGGAAAUACCCCCUCCCUCCUCUACAGGGCGGCGCCAGAGCUCUGUGGAGGUCUUUCUUCUUUGCAAACAAGAAGAAAAAGAGAGGCGGGACUUCAGACGUUCAUAAACGAGCUAAAGCAGUGACAGAAGAGACCACCUUGGACUCAACCACGUUGCUGCGGAGGUGUUCGCUGACACCAAGGAAAAAUCUGCACCUGGAGCUUCUGGACCUCACGUCUGAGAUUCACAGCAUCACAAUACACGAGGAGGAGACUGAGCCUGCAUACGUUCCUCACGCUUUGGCCUUUAAACGAUCUUACGCCAUCAAGCGACCCUCUGGACGGAAGACACUUCCAACUCAGGACUCUGAUGGACAGUCCUCAUGUCCCACAGUGGUGGUUGGUGUCAUUGCUGAGUCACAGGAUCCGUCCAGUCUGAGCGUGAAGGAGAACAUGUUCCAGCGGCGAACAGAGGAAGAAGAGCUGGACGCCAAGAUAACCCGACGAGUCCAGAGAGCAGCUCGACGACAAGCCAAACAGGAGCAGCUGAAGAGGCUGCACAAGGCUCAGAUGAUCCAGAGACGACUCCAGCAGGUGGAGGAGAAACAGAAGGAAUUGGAGGAGAAAGGAGUGAUGGUGGAGAAAGCCCUGAGAGGAGAAACUGAUUACUGGUCUGAGGACAGUCCCCAUGACGACCUUCACCUCAGAGGUCUGGGCGAGGUGGACGACCAGGCUCUGAUGCAGCAGUGGUUCCAGUUAGUUCAGCAGAAGAAUUCCUUAGUUCAGUAUGAAUCGGAGCUGAUGAUAUUUGCUCAAGAACUGGAGCUGGAGGACCGACAGAGCCGCCUGCAGCAGGAGCUCAGAGAGAGGAUGGCUGUGGACGACCAUCUGAAGGAGGACUGGCAGCUGCUGGAGGAGCGUCUGAUCCUUGAGGAGAUGUUGGAUGUGGUGGAGCAAAGAGACUCGCUGGUGUCCCUGCUGGAGGAGCAGAGAAUGCAGGUGAAACAGGAAAACCUGGAUGGGUUCAGACUCUCGACAUUCAUAUGACCUUCACAU
Messenger RNA from Cynoglossus semilaevis (tongue sole), 5219 nucleotides. Its product is annotated as protein-methionine sulfoxide oxidase mical3a-like. NCBI's taxonomy places the organism in Eukaryota, Metazoa, Chordata, Actinopteri, Pleuronectiformes, Cynoglossidae. The transcript is spliced from 35 exons. Gene Ontology annotation, molecular function: FAD binding; protein binding. The coding region runs from base 639 to 5210 and encodes 1523 amino acids. The record is from RefSeq and is a predicted model, not a curated record.